Ramularia collo-cygni is the source of this 519-nucleotide messenger RNA. RefSeq lists its product as uncharacterized. The transcript has 3 exons. NCBI's taxonomy places the organism in Eukaryota, Fungi, Ascomycota, Dothideomycetes, Mycosphaerellales, Mycosphaerellaceae. The record is from RefSeq and is a predicted model, not a curated record. Bases 1 to 519 code for a protein of 172 amino acids.
AUGGCAGGCCUCGUCGCGAUACCAGACGUCGACAUUCAAUUUGUGUCAGUCUCAGCCGGUGAAACGUUCAAGCUGGGUCCCAUUACUUGUCGUGUGCUGGAAGAUGGUUCGCAUACAGACCAUCGAAUUGGCGUAGCGGAGCUCGUCAUGCCUCCCAAAACUCCAGGACCACCGCCACACUGGCACGAGAUGCACGACGAAACAUUCUACAUCACCAAAGGCACUGUACGCUUCCACGUACCCGAUACCUCUGCCGAAGGUAAGGACAAGAAAGUCGUGGAUGCAACGGUCGGCGAUUACAUGGUCGUGCCCAUUCGUGCGCCGCACACGUUCAGCAAUCCAGGUGAUGAAGAGGCCAGACUUCUCAUCACAGUSACGCCAUCGUUCUAUAUCAACUACUUCAAGUUGCUGUCGCAGCUGGCCAAGCCUGAUCAACCAGUACCGGCGGAGGUCAACAUUCAGGCAAUGGCAAUGUUCGCAACGAUCCUCGCUGACAAGAAACCGCGCAAGCCGGAAUGA